Messenger RNA from Fusarium vanettenii 77-13-4, 1950 nucleotides. RefSeq lists its product as uncharacterized. The record is from RefSeq and is a predicted model, not a curated record. Lineage: Eukaryota; Fungi; Ascomycota; Sordariomycetes; Hypocreales; Nectriaceae. The transcript is spliced from 7 exons. The coding region runs from base 1 to 1950 and encodes 649 amino acids.
AUGUUAUUUCUGCUCGAAGGCGUCGUCAAUGCUGGGGUUGUUUCAACUCUGUUUCCCGUGCAGCGUGUCUGGCAAGGCCAUCUUGGUUGCCUGCCUUCGAGUGUUAUGCAAAAAUUAGAAAGGGUAGCUUUUGGCGAGACUCGUCGAACAGCUUCUCCAACUUCUGUUGUCUUGAGUGAGCACACAUUACGACGAGAGUUUGGGUCUGGCAAGAAUAUAAGGCAACCAGCAGCGGCGGCACCACACGACGCAGGCUGUCGCCGGGAUAUAAACCGCAAGAAUGCAGCACAUGAUUUGGACUACAACGACCAGAAACGAACCCUGAGUAUUCCCACCGCAGAUCAGAUCCGUGCAGUUUUCAAGACCCCAGGCUUGCUGAGGGAUGUUUGCAAAGGCACCUGGCGGGUGGGUGACGAGCAGCAGCUGCAAAACACAUUUAACCACGGAUGUAUGCAGAGAGCCGACAGCUCAAAACCCCUCAGGCGCUGCAUGGAAGCUUUCGAGGACAUCAUCGCUCAAUGCAUCGAAGGUGCAGGAUUCUGGGGAGGCUCCUGGGGCCUUGAUGGAGAACUAAACAACAUCAGCAACUCGAACUACCCCCACAAUCCGCUUCUCCCUGGGGACGACGGCGGUCCCAGCAGCUUGGAGCCAAACAUCGACCCUUGCGAAUAUCCCAAGCACCACCCAGCUGCGUUGAUUGAUAGCGGUGCAGCCCAAUAUCUGGAAGACUUUCUAGCUAUCCAAGGUGAUGACAAUUGGUUAUUCGAAAUGGAACAUGAUCCUACCAAUGGCCAAGGCACAGCCCAGCUGCCCAGCUGCGGAGUCAUCGAGGCCGCCAACUGCUCCCCGUCCAAGGGCUGUCGUGAGUACACGUCUACCGAGUUCUUCUACAUCCGGUUUGUCUCGGGCUUGAUCAACCAGCUCUUCACCCGGGCCCAUGAAAAGCUCCAGGACGAGACCAUCCUGAAUAUCCUCGCCAUUGACGAGAUCAUUGCCGACUUCAAGCCAGAUCCCGCUAACGCCGUCGACCCCAAUAUCUUCAACACGAUGGCCGGUGCUCUUACCAUGGCUGGAGCUGUCUCAGGGGCGGCACCGGGUCCUGCUGGGGACAUUCUUAACUUGUUCGGAGGCGUCAUGACAAUUGUCGGAGCCAAUAUCCCCGCUCCCGAGGUGCUUGACAUUGAGGCAGUCCGCAGCCAAGCCUCGGCCCACCUCAGAACCAUAUUUGACGAGACGAGAAAUUCCAUGGCAAAUCUCCUCGCCCGAUUAUUUGGCAAUACCGACGUCGAGUACUCUUUGUUGGAGCUCGUAGACGGCAUGAAGAGCAGAGGGUUCCAGCCGGUGUCUGACGCCUGGGAUCCCACUGCUGUCAUCUUAUCCAUGCCCUGGAUGGGCGAGUCCGAAUCUGUGGACCUUACUGACAGCUUGGCCGAGGGCGUACGUUUCAUGAACCAGGGACUUGUCGGAGUGACUCUCAAAGCCAUGGGUUACCUAGUUAUGAUGAUCAAAAACUACAGCGAGUCUGAAUGCAGUGAGAUAGAAGGAUCCCAGUACAUCGACAAUUACUGCUACGCCAUGUCCACGGGUUCUCGAGGCUUGAGUUACAAGUUCAUGAGCGCGGAGGACAUCAAGCUACUACCCCAGAAGUACGGCAUCGAUAUGGCGGAGUUCUUCAAGAACAUCCGCGAGUGCCGUACGCUUAGCGAUAACCAUGGUGUGAGCAGCCAUACUACAAUGAUACCCCUUUGUCUCUUCAUUGCUUCCUUUCUCCCAAACUGGGACGAGGCGUGUCGUGGUCAUGGUGAGGUCUUUCGGCGACAAGUCCUGAGCUGUAAACUUCAAGAUGGGGAAACGUUGAGAAAGAUCGCGAUAUAUGGGCUGCGGGUGUGGAGUCCAUGUGUACGUGCUGGCCGUGGACGCGCAAAGCAGGUCAACAACGCUGUUCAAUGA